AUUGCAGAACAGAAUACAGACCCAGGGAGGAAUUUCCUCCCCCACACCACCCCAAUCCCAUUGGCCUUCUCGACAAGCCAAAUUACAAAUCCUGCAACACAACCUCGUUGUUUCCAGAACUCUCAGCGUGGACAGCUCCCGCAUCCUGGGUGCCUCCUCUGCAGUGUGCGGCAAGGGAGCUGUAGCGCCCGGUGCAGCACGAGACUAUCCCGCGCGCUCGCUCCUCCCUGUCCGCCCCCUCCCUUAGCUCACUCUACCGGCCACUUUGAGGGAUUUCCUCCCCGGGCGGCCUUUGCAGCAGAAACACAUCUGCCUGGUUCCCGGCAACAGCAUGGAUCUAAGAGCCCUUCUCGGUGGAGACAGACUUCGGAUUCUCCUAAUGUUCUUCCAUGCAAUGGCCCAAACCGUGGCAGAACAAGAAGUGGAAAAUCUUUCGGGCCUUUCCACGAACCCGGAGAAAGACAUAUUUGUGGUGCGGGAAAAUGGGACGACGUGUCUCAUGGCAGAGUUUGCAGCCAAAUUUAUUGUACCUUAUGAUGUGUGGGCCAGCAAUUAUGUGGAUCUGAUCACAGAGCAGGCUGAGAUCUCCUUGACCCGGGGAGCUGAGGUGAAGGGCCGCUGUGGUCACAACGAGUCGGAGCUGCAGGUGUUCUGGGUAGAUCGCGCCUACACACUCAAAAUGCUCUUUGUAAAGGAAAGUCACAACACUUCCAAAGGACUAGAGGCGACUUGGAAGCUGAGCAAGGUGCAGUUUGUCUAUGAUUCCUCAGAGAAGACCCACUUUAAAGAUGCUGUGAGUGCUGGGAAGCAUACUGCCAACUCUCACCACCUCUCUGCCUUGGUGACCCCAGCUGGGAUGUCCUAUGAGUGUCAGGCUCAGCAGACCAUUUCUCUGGCCUCCAGUGAUCCUCAGAAGACUGUCACCAUGAUCCUGUCUGCAGUGCACAUCCAGCCCUUUGAUAUCAUCUCUGACUUUGUCUUCAGUGAAGAGCAUAAAUGUCCAGUGGAUGAGCGAGAACAGUUGGAAGAGACCCUGCCCCUGAUCCUGGGCCUCAUCUUAGGCCUGGUCAUUGUCAUAACACUUGUGAUUUACCACAUUCAUCACAAAAUGACUGCCAACCAAGUGCAGAUCCCCAGGGACCGUUCCCAGUACAAGCACAUGGGCUAGAGCCAUCAGGCAGACAGCCUCCAUGUCCUGCCCCCAAACCGGAUGACUUAGAGUGGCAAUGGCACUUUUUCACCUGUAUACAGGAUCCACCAACAUAGCUACACUCCAACAGGCCCAGGCACCUGAGGUCUGACUGGCCUGUGUCCAUGCUUAAACCCAGGGAUGAAAGACAGGCCUUGGGGUUUGGGGGACUAAUGGUGACUGUUGUGUCCAUGCUGGGCAGUAAGGGUGGGUGAGUAGGGUAAUAGCUUUCGUGCUCAUGAUGGCUUAACUUUGGCUCUCUGACUCUGUAAGUCUACAGCAUGUAGAAGGGAAGAUAUGGUCCUUACAUUUAGAAAGUGGACCACUUCCUUUGGGAGACCUCUUUAGGUCUAAAGACACCGGGUGCUUCAGUCCCUUGGCCUCGGCUGGUAUAUUACACAGUUUUCAAUGCACACAAAAUACAACCUCAUGCUCCUUGCAAGCAGCAAGACCCCUGAAAGUGACCCAUGCUUCUGGCUGGCACUCUGCAUGUCUAGUGAUUGUUUUGGGAAUGUUUCACUGCUACCUGCACCCAGUGACUCUGCAGCACAAGAACCCGUCUAAUGUCACUAUGCACGGUUGUUUGGAAUUCAUAAUGUGUCGGUUCCAAGUGAGGGGACCUCAAGAAUUUAUGUGAGUUUGCUUUUGAAAAUGAAUUAAAAAAAAACAGCACUACA
This is a messenger RNA of Rattus rattus (black rat), 1866 nucleotides long. It is a transcript of the gene Lamp5, whose product is annotated as lysosomal associated membrane protein family member 5. Lineage: Eukaryota; Metazoa; Chordata; Mammalia; Rodentia; Muridae. The transcript is spliced from 6 exons. The record is from RefSeq and is a predicted model, not a curated record. Gene Ontology annotation, cellular component: membrane. The coding region runs from base 332 to 1168 and encodes 278 amino acids.